GGGCGAGACAGUGAGAGAGAUUACGGUUGGAGAAGUGAGCGGGCGUAAUCCCGUGCUGCGGACGAGGAGGGACAGGAGGACCGUAGCGGCGGCGCACGGGGGGAGCGUGGAAGAAUCUGCUUUUGGCCGCGUGCAUAUGCGUGCGCCGCUGCGGUCUGCUUCUGACACUUGCAGAGCAGAGGCGUUCGAGCCGUCGGGGGGCAACGCGAGAGAGAGAGAAGCACGAGGAGAGAAGUACCCUUUUUCCCUUUCCAUUUCCCGGCUCGUUGUUGCCGGAGGAGGAAAGAGAGAGGGCCAGAGGGUGAGGGAGAGCCGGAGAGGAAAUCUUCCACUGACUUCUCCCGUGUCGUGUUGCCUGCGUCCGCCGCUGCCUCGCUGCGACGCGUCGGCCUCUCCUCUCCUCUCCUCUCCUCACCCCGCGCGGGAGGGAGCGGGCGGGGUGGUUGCGGUUGCGGUUGCGGUUGCGGUGGUGGUUGAGGUUUAGUAGAGGGACCCGGGGCCGGCCUCGGCCAGCGGUUGGGGCCGAGUCGAGGCGAGGCGAGGCGAGGCGAGGGAGGGUGAGGCCGUGGGGAGGGGAUGGGGAACCAGGUCGGGGGGCGGCGGCGGAGGCGGCCGGCGGUGGACGAGCGCUACACGCAGCCGCAGGGGCUGUACCCGCACCCGGACAUCGACCUCAGGAAGCUCCGCCGCCUCAUCCUCGAGGCCAAGCUCGCGCCCUGCCACCCGGGCGCCGACGACGCGCGCGCCGACCUCGACGAGUGCCCCAUCUGCUUCCUGUUCUACCCCAGCCUCAACCGCUCCAAGUGCUGCGCCAAGGGGAUUUGCACGGAGUGCUUCCUCCAGAUGAAGUCGCCCACCUCGUGCAGGCCGACGCAGUGUCCGUAUUGCAAGACGCUGAAUUAUGCAGUGGAGUACCGUGGUGUGAAGACCAAGGAGGAGAAGGGCAUAGAGCAGCUUGAGGAGCAGAGGGUGAUCGAGGCGCAGAUCAGGAUGCGGCAGAAGGAGCUACAGGACGAUGCGGAGCGGAUGAAGAACAAGCAGACUGCGACGUUGGGUGACAUAGUAGCAUCCGCACAAGUUGAUUCUUGCAAUACUGAUGGUGCAUCGACAGGAGCCGCAAGCAGUCCGCAAGGCAGCGAUGCUAUCUCGUCUGAAGUGCAGCAUUCGGAGUUGAUAUUGAGGAAUUCUGAAGCCUUCAAACAGAUGCGGGGCAAUAAUUUUGAUGUGGAUCUUGAAGAAGUAAUGCUUAUGGAGGCAAUUUGGCUCUCUAUACAAGAUCAGGAAGCUUUGGGAAAUUCAGGAUGUGUUAGCACUACGCCGUCAUCAAUCCCUUCAAGGCCUUUUGAUGGUGCUAUGACAACGACACCUGAAGCAGCUUCUUCCGGUGGAUUUGCUUUUGCAGUUGCAGCUUUAGCUGAGCAGCAGCAUAUGCAUGGAGAGUCUUCUAGCGCAUCAGCUUGCCAAACACCAAGGUUUGAUAUCCUUAGCAGAUCAGACAGAUCCUCUACAGAGGAUCUGAGUGUAGUUGGGAGCAGCUCUUCAGAUUCCAGAGUUGAGGAACCAUCAAGCAGCAGUACACACCGAACAAUAGAGGGUUCAGAGUAUUCUAAUUCUAAUGGCCGGUGGUCCGAGGUUGCUGAGGCUGGAACCAGUAUUGCUGAAGCUGAUGUUAUAGUGGAGGCUGGUGUUGGCAAUUCGUCAACUUCAGUUGGGUCCAACAUUGGUUCUAGCAGUGUUCCCGAUAGCUUUGAGGAGCAGAUGAUGCUUGCCAUGGCUCUUUCUUUGGUGGAUGCCCGUUCUAGAGCAGGUUCUCCAGGGUUAGCUUGGCGAUAGCAUUUGGUGGUAGGCCCUUUCACUCCCUUUAUUUAUUCUUUUCGGGUUUUCUGCGUUUUGUUCUUAGAGUUCCUAUUACCACAUAAAACACAGGAUUAGGUGGGGAACAGGCUCAAACUUGAAGAACUGGUCGUGCUAGUUGUGAAUAGUGGGGGUAAAUCUGUACAUUUGAAGCCAGUGAUUGGCUAAUUUUACCUCUUUUCUUCUUCCGUUUCAUAGAGGGAGAAAUUUUAUUGUUUCAGUCUCAGGCAGACUUCUGCCAACACAGUUCAUAAACUGUGCCUGAUGUUGCAAACAUUUGUGUAAAUACAGAAUCUCACUCACGUUUUUCAUGUUCCAGUU
Molecule: messenger RNA, 2175 nt
Organism: Sorghum bicolor (sorghum)
Lineage: Eukaryota; Viridiplantae; Streptophyta; Magnoliopsida; Poales; Poaceae
Exons: 8
Coding region: 577-1833 (418 amino acids)
Cellular component (GO): cytoplasm
Source: RefSeq, a predicted model, not a curated record